CGCGGCGCGCCUUCUCCCUCCCUCCUGUCACCGCCUCUCCCGCGCCUCCAUUCGGCUCUGCCGAGCGCUGCCCGCGCCGCGCCGCCGCCGCCCGAUAGAGCCCCGCCGCCCGUCAAGGAGAGGAGAGCACGGGAGAGGGAAGGACCCUCCCUUCGCCGCGAACUCUCUUCCUUCUCUUCCUCCUCCUCCGCCUCCUUCUCCUCCUCCUCCGCCUCCGCCUCCCGGCCGGGAAGAACUCGCCGUGCCCGCAGCAGCCCCGCUGGAUGCACUGAGCGCUCGGGCGCGGGAAGAGGGGCAGCCGAGGGAGCCGGGAGCCCCGCCGCUGAGGCGCUGCGCUGCCCGGAGGCUCACGGCCAUCUCCUUGAAUUCUUUCCUUCGCCCCCCGCCCGCCGGUAGCUGGCUUCGCCCCUGCCUCCUCCUCCUCCUCUCCGCCCGCGGGAGCCGGCCGAGGCGGCGGCGGGGGCUGCAUUCUCUCCCCCUUUUCCCCCCCCCCCUUUUUUUUUUUAUUUUUAAUUUAAUUUUUUAAAUUUUUCGCCGCCGCCAUGGGAUGUACCUUGAGCGCCGAGGAAAGAGCCGCCCUGGAGCGGAGCAAGGCCAUCGAGAAGAACCUGAAGGAGGACGGGAUCAGCGCCGCCAAAGAUGUGAAACUCCUCCUGCUCGGGGCCGGAGAGUCGGGGAAAAGCACCAUCGUGAAGCAAAUGAAGAUCAUCCAUGAGGAUGGCUUCUCUGGAGAAGACGUGAAGCAGUACAAGCCAGUGGUCUACAGCAACACUAUACAGUCACUGGCAGCGAUUGUACGUGCCAUGGACACCUUGGGCAUUGAAUACGGUGAUAAGGAGCGACGGGCUGAUGCCAAGAUGGUCUGUGAUGUUGUAAGUCGCAUGGAGGACACAGAGCCCUUCUCUCCAGAGCUGCUGUCGGCUAUGAUGAGACUCUGGGCAGACUCUGGGAUCCAAGAAUGCUUCAACCGGUCCCGAGAAUAUCAACUUAAUGACUCGGCCCAAUAUUACCUAGACAGCUUAGAUCGAAUUGGAGCUGCAGACUACCAGCCCACGGAGCAGGAUAUCCUCCGAACCAGGGUCAAAACAACUGGCAUCGUAGAAACCCACUUCACAUUCAAAAACCUCCACUUCAGGCUCUUCGAUGUUGGGGGCCAGCGGUCAGAACGCAAGAAGUGGAUUCACUGCUUUGAGGAUGUUACAGCGAUCAUUUUCUGUGUUGCGCUGAGUGGCUACGACCAGGUGCUCCAUGAAGAUGAAACCACGAACCGCAUGCAUGAAUCAAUGAAGCUUUUUGACAGCAUCUGCAACAACAAAUGGUUCACAGACACAUCUAUCAUCCUCUUUCUAAACAAGAAGGACAUAUUUGAGGAGAAAAUUAAGAAAUCUCCACUGUCUCUCUGCUUUCCUGAGUAUACAGGCCCAAACUUAUUCACGGAGGCGGUGGCUUACAUCCAGGCUCAAUACGAGAGCAAGAACAAGUCCACCAACAAGGAGAUCUACACGCACAUCACCUGCGCCACUGACACCAACAACAUCCAGUUCGUCUUCGACGCCGUCACAGAUGUCAUCAUCGCCAACAACCUGCGGGGCUGCGGACUCUACUAAAACACCCUCCUCCUUCCCUCCUCCCCUCGCACCCGCCAGGAGCAUCCUCCGGUCCUGCGGACAGGUCCUCUCUCUUUCUUCUUUUUCCUCCUCAGAGGAUGAUGAGGAAGAAAUCCAUAAAUCACUCCUUCUGUCCCAGAAAACUUUGCAGCAAGUUCUACUUUCCCCAGCCCCAGUUUACUUUGGUUUGGUUUAUUUUUCGUUCGCUCCCUUGCUGCCUCUCUCUACUCCUCCGUCCCAAUUCACAAUGCUGUAGAGGGAGCUAACGCAUUGCCCACAAAGUGCAUUUCAACCGCCAAAUGCCAAAAAUACUUCAGUUUAAAAAAAAAAAAAAAAGAAAGAAACAAAGCCUUAAAAUACUGGUCAGCAACAGUCUAGUUUGGAACCGAAACUUCUUUUUUCCUUGAAAUUAGGGGAUAUUUUUGAUUCUGGUUAUUUAUAUACUUUUUUUUUUAACACUAUUUCUUUGGGAAGUGCUAGACGCAAUAUGAUCAUUUUGAGGGUAGCUUAUGGCUCCAGUUCCUAUCCAAAAGCCAGAGGGGUUGGUGUUGAAUGCAGCCACCACAGCUUGGAUUUGUAUAUUCUCCUUUUUUCCAGACAGCUAUUUGAACAAGUGAAACAGCCAUAUUGAGUUCUGCUGGUGUCUGAGUAAGAGGGACACAGUAACAAAACUUACUAAGCCUUGUCCAAAAGCAUUCAUUGUCGAUAACAGUUUUACCUCAAGUUUUUCUAAAUUAAUGUUAAAAUAUGUCUAGUGGUUUCAGUAACCCAUUUCUGAGGAGCUUUGGUGGAUGCCACAGAGCUGCUGGACAGUGGCAGCUGGUCUUGGACCCCUGGAGCAUAGGCAGCAAGGAUGCUCUAUAGAUUGCAUCCUGAUGGGGACCCCAUGCACAGGGAUGCCAGCUGGAGACCCAGGACCUUUCCCAAAGCACCUCCCAGCCUAAGUGAUUCCAGCACAACCAAUGCUCCUGCAGACACGCAGCAUCUCUUUCCAAACUUCAGCCCUGAAACGCUGGGGUGCACCAAAAAUAUUUAGCCCUGGCUUCUUGUAGGCAGAGUUUGACCUUCAAGUAGCUGAAAUGCAGAGAGGUGCUUUCGGAAACCUCACCAUGCUUAGGUGACAGCAAGGCGUGCUUUUUAUCACAAGCCUUGCAGCUUUUUAUCACAUCUAAAUACCCUUGAGAAGCCUGACCUUGCACUCUGAUCCUUCCUGGCUGAGCAGAAUCAGGUAGCUUGCCUGUGUCAUCUCCUGCCUGGGCAUCCAAGAGAGACAGCUCCAGGUUUGGUGCCUCCAGUCAGGGCAUCCCUUCAUCAAUAUCUAAAGUGAGAGGGAUGGUUUAUGCUGGCCAUGUAGUAACAAGGGAGGACUCAGGGAGCUGAUCUGAGCCAAGUGGUGGAGCAGGAAGGAAAAGUGCAAGAAAGAGAGGGAAGGGAGGAAGAAAGGGCUAGGGGAGAGGUGUGGAAAUGGCAAGGGUAGUGCCCAGCACAGCCAAAUGUGGGGAUAUAAGGACAAACAUGGCUGGGCUGAGGUACGUGUGGCCAUCUGCCUGCCAUCACCAAGAGCUUUGGUACUGUUGGGGUGAAGGUGGAGGGAAGUGUGAGAGGUGGGGUGUCACCUCUGGGAGCAUGGAGGGACCCUUAGAAGUCCACCAUGAGAGCUUGUUUGGUGUCUGGGUGGGACAGCCACCUCCAAGGUCCCACUCAGAGCCUACCUGCACAUGGAGGCAGAUAGGCAAUGUUGAUCCCUGCCUCUUCUUUGCCUCUCUUACACUCCAUGAUCCUGGAAAACGUGAGUCUUUCCAGGCCAGCUGCAAGUUCAUCUGUCUUCUCUUGGGAGCUUGAGUUAGGGGUAUCCUUCAGGUCUCAGGAGGUCUGAGUUUUCUUCAGUGCCUAAGAGGGACAAUAUCUCUUUUCUCGCUGUGCCCCUCUAGGAGAGAUGGUGUGAGAGCAGCCCAAAGCAGCACAGCCCAAAGGCAAGGGGCCAGAUGAGCGUCAGUGUGUGGGAGGCAGGGAAAGGCGCAGGUAUGGUGGCACUGGAUGGAGAGGACCAGCAUGAGAAGUUGGGAUGGGGGAUGGUUUUGGAGAGAAGUUGCAGAAGGGAGAUGAGGCAGGUUGAGGCAUCAGGAGAGCAGGAAGAGAAGGGAGCCAGAGGAGAGUCGCUGUCAGAUUGGACUCUGCCAGGACGCUGCUCGUGGGAUAUCUUGACAAAACCCCAGCGAAGAAGGUGAGGGGGAGCACCCUGGGGCUCAGGGGUGGCCUGCAGAGGAAAACAAGGUGGCUUUCACCCUGUAACCAUCUCACAGCCAGCAUAGUUGGCAGCUGUGUCAGUAACCUCCUAAAUAGCAUGAAGUGACAAAACUCUCUUCAGUGUUAUACAGUGAGGGCCCACUGCUGCUCUGCUGGACACUAACGGCAAUAACACCAGGUCUCUGCCUCCCCUGCUCGGCACAACUGAGUACAGCCUUUCUCUUCACCAUCUCAGCCUUAAGAUACCUCCAGUGGCAUUAGCUCCCACAGAGAACUGUCCAGCCAGCAAAGCUAGGAGUCCCUCUGCUCCUCACGCCACAUCCUGCCUGCACGUCUUGUUUUCCCAGGUCCCAGCCCCUCUCCCAGCUCCAUUUAGUGCCAGCAUACUGCUGUACCACCAUAAACCAUAAACCAAAGGAACACUGAACACAAGGCCUGCACGUGUCAUUGUAUUUGGUUUAGCUCAGGAAGUGUCAGUGGUAAGGUUUUCCAAAGAAAGGAUUCCCAAUAGGAAGCACCUGCCCAGUUGCCUGGUUCCUUGGAAGGGACCAGCCAACGGCAAUGGGGUAGAGCUUCUGCCACAGGAGAGGCAGGGAGUUAGCUGCAGAGGGAUGGGGAUGCUCCUGGAGCUUGUCCCAUGUUGGUGGCCGGGUCCCACCAGUCACGCCUAGCAUCCCAAUGUGCUCUGGGUGUCAAAAUGAGGGCUGAAAAGCUGCAUAUUGGUUACAUUUGGUACUGUCCUGGGUUUGGCUGUCCUUCCUAGUAGCUGGUGCAGUGCUGUGUUUUGGCUUUAGGCUGAGAACAAUGCUGAUAACACACCAAUGUUUAGUUGUGGCUCAGUAGCGCUUACCCCAAUCAAGGACUUUUCACUCUCUCAUGCUCUGCCAGUGAGGAGGGGCACAAGAAACCAGGAGGAAGCAGAGAUAGGACACCUGAUCCAAACUAGCCAAAGGGGUAUUCCAUACCACAGCGCGUCGUGGCCAGUAGAGAAACUGAGGGAAGUUACCCGUAAGGGACCAAUCGCUGUUGGGUUCAGGCUGGGUAUCAGUCAGCGUGGUGGUGAGCAAUUGUAUUGUGCAUCACUAGGGUUUAUUGGGUUUUUUCCUUUCACUUUUUAGUUUAUAUUCUCUUCCCUUGUUAUUUCCCUUAUCAUUAUUAUUAUUACUGGUGGUAGUGCUAGUAGUUUUGUAUUAUACUUUAGUUAUUGGACUGUUCUGAUCUCAACCCGUGGGAUUUACAUUCUUUUGAUUCUCCUCCCCAUCCUGCUGGGAGUGGGGGGAAAUGGGGAGUGAGCGAGCAGCUGUGUGGUGCUGAGUUACCGGCUGGGCUUAGACCACGACAGUCCUUUUCGGAAGUUCCCUGCCCCAGCCAGGGAGGGUCCCACAUUGAGCACCAAAAGCACAAGUGACACACGAUCAGUAAGUGCUACGUAACAACUAAACCAUUAGUGUGUUAUCAGCAUUGUUGUCAGACUAAAGCCAAAACACAGCACUGCACCAGCUACUAGGAAAAAUAACUGUCACAGCUGAACCCAGGACAGGUACAUAAAGUGUAUGUAACUGCUAGACCCAGAGUGCAGUGCUUGUGCUGGCAGUGAGGCAGGUAUUAUGUUAAGCUCUGUCAGAAGAGUUCGAUCAUUAGCACUGGAAUUUUGGAGAUUUCCUGUUCCCACCCCUUGCUGUGGCUGACAUUUUAUCCAAGCAAAUAAGUAACAGAAGCUGUUCCCAGCGCAGGCAGCACCAAGCCAAGGCUUCAGGACUUCCCAGCAUAGAGCACACAGGAAUAUUUUGGUAAAGAUAAUUUAAAUUAACUCAACCCCAAACUCUGCCAGAUGCUACCAUGUCACCAGUGCCAGCUCGGAGUGCCGGUGCUGUGCUCCAGGCUGGAUUCAGGUAAUCCAUGCCUGGCCGUUCUGGCUGAGAGGUCCAACCCUCUCCAGAGAAAAGGGAGAAAAAGAGGAGAACAUGUUGCCACACAAAGCUUUUUCUGUCAUUUUCUUUGGCAUAUUGUGUGCCUAAAGCUUAAUUUCAGCUGCUGCUGCUGACAUUCCCUCCCUCACACAAGUGUCAUGAGGAUUCACUGACAUAGGCUGGAAGCAACAUUUGGAAGAUGAAAUGCUUCCAGUGUUAAACACUACUAUUUCUCCCACUUGAUGGUCGUGUACAGAUUUUUGUCUUCAGAAUGCCUGCCAAAGCAUUACUCACUGCUGGCUUUCUGCAUGCUCCUAAGCCUUCUCUGACAGAUGUGCCUUCUGCAGGCAAUCUUUUGCCCUGUGCUUUUCCUAAGUACCAGCAACAAUCCUUGCAGCAGUUGCCUAGAAAGAAGACCUUGGAAUACAUUGCCUGCUUUCAAAAGCCCUUUUCUUAAUGGCCCCUUAUGCUUUGCAAUCAGGAUUCUCUGAAUCCAGACCCUCAGAGGCCCUGAGUUGUAUUUAAUUUGCAGUCUCCAUGUAGCAGGGAUGUUGCAACCGGCACAGCUGCAUCAGAAAUCAUACCAGGGCAUAGGGAAUGUGUUUUAAAAGCACAGAAUUUAAAUAGCUGUAUAUACACCCUGCUGCCCUUCAAAGCUAAUGUGGGAAAUUGCAAAAGAUGCCCUUUUUGGAAUGCAGAAGGUUUUUAAUGACUUGGUUUUUAAUGACUUUAAUGCAUUUAAGAAAAAAAAAACCCCACCAACUAUUCCUUUAUUUGAACAACUAUUCAAUUUAAAUCAUAGAGAAACCUGUAGAAGGAAAGCCUGGAAACAAGCCCAUAGAUGAGGCUUCAGGGUUGAGCUGUAGAGCACUGCUCCUUGGGAGGAUGCAGAAGCUGGCUUGUCUGGAGAACUAGCAAUAAAAAGCACACAUUAAAAUAGAGUCACACACUUCAAAGGCCAGAUCUUGCUCAGCAAACAGAGCUCACAGCCUGGUUCUCACCCGGGGCUGAGGGGCCCGGCAGAGCGGCAGGGCAGUGGGAACACUCGGCCAGGCCACCUGGCCCCUCCGUCUGCUCGCACCGUGCUGUCCCCGCUGCCCCUGCCCUCCCGCAGGGCCCAUUGGCUUCCCACCACCACCCUCCCAGAAACACCGCCAGCUAAAUCUCUCUAAGGAGUUUUGUAUCAGAAUUAGCUCCUUGCCUUCAGCUUUCCUAGCCGGCCAGCCACCCUGUCCCUCCACACUGGGGGGAGCAGCCUUGGGAGGAGGCUGCCGUGUUUCCUCGGUAGGUGUGAUUUAGUUUUACAGGACACUAAAAGUAUUAAUGACAGCAGUCAUACUGUAAUGUACAUUGAAAUGUAUCUGGUGGUUUUAAUCUAUUGUGGCAUAGGCCCAGUGCUUGCCUGCAAGGGAACAGGCUUUGUUCUUGGGCCAGGAAUGCAAUCCCAGGAGGUUAGGAUGGAACACAGGUGUCCUUUUGCCAAAACAUCCCCUUGUGCCCAGUCGCUGCUUGACAAGGCGCAGGGUUCAGCUGCGGGUGGCAGACAUCACCCACAGGGCAUUUUGCAGUUGAUGCUGUAAAAGGGACCAGCCCUGCACUAGUAGCCUGUGUAGCGGGUCUGAGCAAUUUGUGGCCAAAAAAGCUCCUGGAGCUAGGGAGAGUUGCUGAGUUCCUGGGAACAAGGCUGACUGUUUGUCAAGUCGAUUAGAGAAGCUUAGUACUAGUGUAUUUGUGUCUUUGUCAUGGGCCAGGUUUGUCUUCAGGCUUACAACCAAAAACUCCACCACCAUUUCCAAGGAGACUAAAACACUCGUUACAGUCUGAUGCCAGAUGCACCAAGGUCAAUGGAGAUGAUGCUACUAAGCAUCAUCCUGGACCACCCACACCUGGGGAUACACACUUGUAUCCCCAACGCACACACAAGAGAGCAGAGAUGUUGUCCAGGUGGCACAAAAGAGCAGACCACAGUCUUGCCUCCACCAUUCUGGAGGAGAGACCAGACAGAAACACUCUCCCCAAGCACCCCGAGACUUGAGUGUCCAUUAUAAUCUCUGAGCUCCUGCAAUGACACAGGUAACUGAUGCUGGCAGAUACAGGUACGUGACCUAUAUCAGAUGUUAUGCUGAGAACGUGACUAUGGAAAGGGACUUCUCACAGGACCACUCACAUCCAAAUCAGCAGCCUGUGAGACCUUUAUUUGUGCUGCAAAAGCUAGCUGGCAAACACAAGCGUGAGCCUUAAGCACUGAUGUGUUAAUAAGAGGAGGAGGACCAAAGCCUCCCAGAUAGCACCGUGCAGGCAGAGGGAGAGGGGAGGGAGCUGGAGAUAGGGCAAAACCAUCUCCCAGAGAGGACAGCCCAGUUCUCCUUGGGCAAAUCCUGAUUGUCCCGUAGUGCACGCAAGUGAUUCCAGGACUAAACCCCCUGUUCCAGGUGGGGAGAGGAGAUCAUAGUGAGUAACAACAUGAUUUUCAGCAUUGCCUGAGUCUCACCAGCUUUGCCAGUGCAGAAGCAACCCUGUGGCGCUCAAAUAGGGUUGUUUAAAGACCAACCAUUGCCACAUUAAAUAGCCCAGUCCCUAAUUUAACAUCCUCACCCCUACUUCCCCACCUCCCUUUCCCCCUUUUCAGCUCGACAAGUGACUAUCACCCUGCCUCCCCAUCACAUUUCUUCCCAAAGGAUCGCCGGAGGCUGCCACCAUUUUCCUUUUGCUGGUUUCCCGCUGAACCAUUUCUCCUGCAUGUUUGAUGGCCCAAACUAUUAACUGUAAUUUUGUACGAAGAGUGACUGUCCAUGGGUUUAAUAGAGCAUUAGUUACUGUAAUAAUUUAUUGGCUGUCCGUAAUGUAUUUAUUAGUUACAAAACCUUAAUAAAGUGCCAGCUCUUUUCUAGUGUGA
Molecule: messenger RNA, 8660 nt
Organism: Strigops habroptila (Kakapo)
Lineage: Eukaryota; Metazoa; Chordata; Aves; Psittaciformes; Psittacidae
Gene: GNAO1
Product: G protein subunit alpha o1
Exons: 8
Coding region: 543-1607 (354 amino acids)
Biological process (GO): adenylate cyclase-modulating G protein-coupled receptor signaling pathway; G protein-coupled dopamine receptor signaling pathway
Cellular component (GO): heterotrimeric G-protein complex
Molecular function (GO): G-protein beta/gamma-subunit complex binding; G protein-coupled serotonin receptor binding; GTP binding
Source: RefSeq, a predicted model, not a curated record